Messenger RNA from Linnemannia hyalina, 1650 nucleotides. NCBI's taxonomy places the organism in Eukaryota, Fungi, Mortierellomycota, Mortierellomycetes, Mortierellales, Mortierellaceae. The record is from the annotation of a GenBank genome assembly.
AUGUCGACCUACAACAGCCAGAUCCCUUUGGACUGUAUCGCCUCAGACCCAACUUCAACAACACUCUACGGCAUCGCCACUGGAUGGAGCUACGCCGGCAAUGUGAAGAGCUUCUUCCUCGUCAAGUCAUCCCCGAACCCUGAUCACGUCAGCCUCAACAUGUGGUCUAUGGUAUCAGAGGAGAAGGCUAUACCCUUCUCUUACUGGCGGCCAUCCUUCAGGAGCACCGAUUGUUCUGUCAGCAGUAAGGGUGUCUUUACCGCAUUUUUCAAUAAUGGUCAAUUGCUCACCCCUGGAAUUGUCAGUAUCCCUGUCGGCGUCCGAUAUGACCCCGAGACGCAAAAGUGGACCAGUAUCAAGACGUCGCCUUUGUAUGGUUGGGCCACGGAUGAUUGGACGCACACGUCUUUCUAUAUCAAUAAUGAUGGAGUCGAGUCUCUGGUACACUUGUUGACGGAUGCUGAUAGUACUGUUAUUCGGUUCGGGGUCCUUAAUGAGGCAAAGAACGUCCUUCAGCUGGCCAGUGUCUGGAAGCAGAAUUCGAAGACAGGAGAGUACGAGUCCGGCGGCAUGCUCGACGCGAAGCGCGGGGAUAGGGCCGGUUAUGCAGAACCAUACAUAAACCUCGGAGCGUUCGGAAAGCCUCAUCAUUCACUCCAGAAGAAGAUGAUCUAUGCGAACGGCCGCCUCUACAUGAUGUACUACAACCAUCCAGAGAACGUCACCAUCGACUCGAUUCCCUUCGCAGACCCAGCCGCCCCUCCUUCCACAAACCGCCAAACUUUUAAAGGACCCGAUAACUUCAGACCUAAAUAUUUUUUUGCUGGAAUUCGAGGCAAUACUACUUUCCUGGGAGGCCUAGGAAACUAUAAUGGAACCAAGCUGGCCGGGGAGUAUAGCUCGUUUACCAUGGACUUACUGGACGGAAUCCCUCAAACUCCAGUCGUGCACACGUCCCCAUUCUAUAACCACACUACCGACGAGCACUCAAGCGAUCGAAAAACCGGAACCGUGUCAAUCCACGAGAACUUUGUGACGGUCGGUGGACAAUUGCCAGGACAGAACCCCUUUGUCGUCGGACUGGCCUCGGAGGGGAUCUAUGAGUUCUCUAUCGUUGGAGUGAACGGCACGACCACCCUUGGCUUGGUCAAUGUCAUUGUACCCGGUUUGUUUUCAGGUAUCACCCAUCAUGCCAAGAACUUGGUGGAUUACAUCUGGCAGAGGAAUUAUGAUGAAGCUAAUACCAAGGCUAAGCUGACGGGUUCGCAGAAAUUCGGGAUCGUUGUGGCCUGUUUCGUCGUGUUAUUCAUCCUCGUCAAGUAUAACAACCGUCGCAAGGCCAAGAAGCGUGCAGUCGCAGAGGCACAACAACAACAACACCAGGACCAGGAUAUAGAAUUGAGCGCAAGGAGGUCUACCAUGGGUGCUGCAGUACCGCCGACAACAACUAACCUCGCGAUGAUCGCCUACGAGGAGCGGAUCGCAAACCAGUAUUUCACUUCCGACCUUCCACCCGAGUUCGCUACCUCUGUUGACUAUUCUCAUUCCACACCCCCCGCAUACGCGCGCGACGAGAGUCAAACCCCAGAGUAUUCACAACACCCUCGCCCCAACACUGUCACCUCUCUUGGUGGUAGUGCUCAGUCGUAG